ACAUGUCAAGAUCUAUAAGUAAUACAAAUGAAACAAACACUUUAAAAAUCCCAACAUCAUCAACUUCUAACAAUAUCAGCAAUCCUACUCCAUUAGAAAUAAUACAACCUCCAAUUAUUCCAAACGUCACCAAACAACUAAAAAGGCUCAUCUCAUUUUCUCCAGAAAUUAAAGCAAAUACCACACAGACCGAUUCACAGAUCUUCACUUCUCCUGUAGCAAGGAAAUCAAAGAAAUAGACAAAAACGUCAAAAAGAAAUUCUCGCAAAGAACUUUUACUUUCUCUAGAGACAAUUAAAGGCAAAAUUGCAAAUAGAUCACCACCAUUUGUCUCUAACUACGACGAAAUAUGUGACUUUCUGGAAAACACACUAAACGCGAAACAUCCUGAAAUAACUUCAAAAGAUUAUUAGAACGAAACAACCGAACUAAUUCAGAUCCUUAAUUUUGUUCACGCUUAUACCCACAAUUCAAAGUCAAAAAAUAAUAUAACUCGAUUAAGAAAGAAACUAAGCCCCAAUAAUUUCUCUUCCACAGGAGAGACCGAUGAAACACAUUCUCAGGCAGAACUCGAAAAUGUCUAACCCCUUUAUAUUACAGUGGAAUAUUAAUGGGUUCUAUACCCAUUUAGAACAAUUAAAACUUCUAAUAAAUGAAACAUGCCCUAAGAUCUUAUGUCUUCAAGAAACUAAUUUUAAGCAAUCCAAUAUUAAUCUUCGAAACUACCAAUGUUUUCCAAAAAACAGAAUAGCACAACAGGCACGUGGCGGAGUAGCCAUCUUUCUAAGAAGAGACCUAGAAGUUAAGCCGAUCACAUUAAGUACUAAUCUCGAAGCUGUAGCAGUAAGUAUUACAUACCUAAAACAUAUUAACAUAUAUGCAACAUUUAUUUACCACACCCUAGUGAAUUAGAUCUACAAGAACUAAAUAACCUUCUCAAAAAAAUUCCACAUCCAAAAAUAAUUUUAGGGGAUAUGAACUGUCAUCAUCCUGCAUGGGGAAGCUCUAAAAUAGACAAAUACGGUAAUUUAAUGAAACAUCUCAUCGACUCUUCUGAUCUGCUAUUACUUAAUACAGGAAACUCUACAAGAUUUAACUCUUAUAAAGGCUCAUUUUCCUCCAUAGAUUUAUCACUAUGCAGUCAAUCCUUAUCAACGUUUCUCACCUGGAAUACUUUAAAAUCUUUAUAUGACAGUGAUCACUUUCCUAUCUGCAUCUCAUCAAAUGAAAUUCAAUCGCCUAAUUUUCAAAUCUAUCAAUCCUGGAAAUUAAAGACUGCAAAUUGGUCGUCUUAUCAAGUUGACAUUCAAAAGAAAAUUGAAAACUAUUAUAUAAGUAAUGACAUAAACUCUAAUAUUUCGUCCUUAAACCACAUAAUUACAGAAGCAUCUCUAAAAAAUAUAGGUAAAACGAAGCUCUGCAAAAGACCACCAGUACCAUGGUGGAACAAUGAAGUAGCACAAGCUCUAUCUUUUAAUAAAUUUAAAAAACACAAAGCUAAUGAAAAUUUACUUAGUUUCAAAAAUCUCAGAGCAAGAGCAAAAUAUCUUAUAAAAAAAGCAAAAGAGAUACCUGGAGAGAAUACGUAUCUUCUAUAAAUCCUUCAACGCCCUCCGAAGUUAUUUGGACAAAAAUUCGUAAACUCAAAGGGUCAAAUUCUUUUAGACAUAUAAACACAUUAACACACAAUAAUAAAUUAAUUAGCUGCAAAAAUACAAUUGCAGAAGUUUUAGCUGAUGUCUAUCAAUAAAAUUCCAGCGAUAAAAAUAUUUCUUACGAAUCUCUAACACACAAAAAAAACAUAAAAGCUUCUACAAUCCCUAUAAAUAACUCCGGCAGUCCCUUAAAUGUACCUAUAACUCUUCAAGAGUUAGAAUUUUCCCUAUCAAAUCUAGAAAACACAUCUGCAGAACCAGAUGAUAUUCUACCAGUCUUUAUAAAAAACCUACCCCUCGAAGCCAAAUUAAUUCUGUUAGAUUUAUUUAAUACCUCUUUCGUAAAGCACGAAUUCCCAGAUCUCUGGUCUCAAGCAAUAAUCAUUCCUAUUAUUAAGCCUAACAAACCAAAAGACAACCCUACCUCUUACGGACCUAUCUCUCUUACGUGUUGCAUGUGCAAGAUCCUUGAAAAAAUAUUAAACCUCCGCCUCAUUUGGUACUUAGAAAAGUACAAUGUCCUUACUACUUUCCAAAGCGGUUUUCGAAGUGGUAGAUCCACAACAGACAACCACGUUGCAUUACAGACUUCAAUUAAUGAAGCUUUUGCCAACAAUCAAAAACUAAUAGCAAUAUUUUUCUAUAUAACCCAAGCUUUCGAUAGAGCAUGGAGACACUGUAUUCUACAAACAUUGAAAGAGAAUGGAAUUGAAGGUCGCAUGCUGGCAUUUAUAAAGAAUUUCCUAAAAAAUCGCUCAAUUCAAGUUGAAUAAAUGGUGUUACAAGUUCACCUAAGAGAUUAGACAACGGAAUCCCUCAAGGUUCGAUUCUUAGUCCAACUCUAUUCUUACUCGCUUUCAAUAGUAUUAUGAAUGUAAUUAAAGCACCCAUUAAAGCUAGUAUUUAUGCAGAUGACAUUGUUGUUUACACCAAAUCAAAUAACGUAAUGACAGCCACAAAAAUUAUACAAAGUUUCCUAAACCGGCUUCAAAACUGGACGAUGAAAACGGGAUUUACUUUUUUUGGUGAAAAAACACGAUAUUUUAUUUUUAAUAAAAAUAAAACCCAUCUAACAACUAAUCUAACAUUAAAUAAUUCACUUUUAGAGCAGUCAAAAGAAACAGACUUUCUAGGUCUAACUUUCGAGAGAACUUUAAAUUGGAAUUCGCAUAUAAAUAAACUACGGCUUUCCUGUCAAAAGAGAUUAAAUAUCCUCAAAAUAUUAUCCAAUAAAAUUUGGGGAGCUGGUUAUAAAAUAUUAAUUAAUCUUUACAAAUCUCUCAUCAGAAGUAAAAUCGAUUAUGGUUGUAUAUGGUUGUACACCUUAAAAAACUAAACAGUAUUCAAACUACAGCUUUGUGAUUGGCAAUAGGUGCAUUUAAAACUAGUCCGGGUAGUAGUAUGCAAGCUCUAACGGGAGAACCACCAUUACAUAUAAGACGACAGCAACUAUCUUUGAACUACAUUGCAAAAAUAUCAUCCCAAAAACAGCAUCCUGUUUUCUCUCACAUAUGCAACCCUGGUCUUCCUCCUAACAAAAAAACAAAAAACUCUACACCCCUCAUAGACAGAAUCAAGCUCACAAAUUUCGAUAGGAGUCAACUCAAUGUAUCGCUAAAUAUAAAUUCAAACUUUCCCCCAUGGACAAACCACCCAUUAACUAUUGACUUAACACUAACAAAGUAUCCCAAAUUAACUACAAAUCCCACAAUAAUUAAACAUCUAUUUAUGGAAAUUCUAGACCACUAUCCUAAGUAUUUGCAAAUCUUUACCGACGCCUCUAAAACUCCAAAUAGUCACGCUGCUGCCUACUACUCUAAUGUAAAUUCUUACAGCAUAUCAAUACCUACAAACUGCAGUAUUCUUACAGGCGAGACUACAGCUAUUUUGGAAGCCCUAAUAUUUUUCAAGCAGAGCAAAACGAUGAAAUGCAUCGUCAUAACAGACUCAUUAAAUGCAUUAUUAGGGCUGAAACAAAUGUAUACCAAAAACACUAUUUUACAAAGAAUAAAAAAUGAACUAGAAACACUUCGAGCAUUAGGAAAGGAAGUGGUUUUUAUCUGGGUACCUUCACAUGCAGGUAUAUAUGGAAAUGAAAAAGCAGAUGAAUUGGCAAACAAAAGUCGAAUGAGCGCAAACCAUACAGCAAAGUUGAAAACAUAUCCGUGUACGGACCUGAAGAACCUGGUUAAAGUCCACUGUACUAAUACAUGGCAAAAUCAUUCGGAAAAAAUAUGUAGCAAAUUAAAAGAAAUCUACACAAAAAUAGAUGUUGUUCUGGAUAAUCCCUCCAACAGAAGAAACUAAGUUAUUAUUAACCGUCUAAGAAUUGGCCAUACUGCCUUAACACACAAAAACUUAAUAACAAAAGAACCACCACCAAUCUACUCCAACUGCUUCGAUCCACUGACUGUCAAACAUAUCCUGCUUGAGUGUCCGCAAUUCCAGAACGAAAGAAGAUCCCAUAGAAUCUCAGAUGAUGACCUCAAGACAAUCCUCACCAAAAAGAUUGCAUCAGUGUUGACAUAUUUAAAAGACAUCAAAUUGUAUUGUCAUAUCCACUAAUAACUCUGCGCGGUUGAUGUGGUUUUGUGUUUAAAUAAAAAAAAAAACCUUUGGGGGAACAGUGAUACAAAUGCAAAUUUUUCACAAAAAAAAGUGUUGAGUUAUCAACCCUACACGAUUAAUACUCGUCUUUGUCUGGGAACCCAAAAGUCAGUAUUGCAACUCUUCCUUUAUUUAACUGAAAUAAUAUAUGUAUUUUUUAUAAAUAUAAAACCAAACUAAAUUUAUUAAUAAAUAAAUAAAACUUUAUUGAUUUAUAAAACCAAAUAAACAAUUAAAGCAAAUAAAUAAAAAAACUGUUACUGUCAUUGAACAUUAUAAACAACAAAAUUCAGAAGCUAUCAACGACAUUUGAUAUUGUUUAUCCUUGUUUAACUUAUUGUGAUUUCUAUGCAAAAGCGGCUUAAUUUUGCGAUACUAGUUUCUGUGAGUUAAAAAGAAACCUAGUAUAAAAAGUAGUUCGUGAAUAAUUUCGUGCAUGGGAAAACUUAGAGUGGAAGUACUUUUUUAUAUUAUAGCAAUCAAGAAGCUACAAGUUACAAGUUACAUGACUCUGGCCGGAAUGGCGGUACCUGAAUGACAUGCGUCUGUCAUCGGUCUUCUUCUUUUACCUUUUUAACAUAUUAUAUUACACGUUCCCUUUUUUUUUACUAAAAUACAUCGUACAAAACUAAAAUACAAAUACAAACAAGUAGCAACCUUAACUUAUUAUAUUAUUAAUUAUAACUUAUUAUAGAGUGGAGGAAAGUAUGCUAAAUUUGCAGUUACUCGAGCGUUAUGGGGACCGAUUGGGUUGUGAAGAGUAGGUCCUAAAACCAAAAAAGUUAGGUAAAGUUUUCCAUAAAGUGAAGUGGGGGACUUUCCAUUUUUUUAAUUUAAUUUUCCAUUCCAACACUCGAUUUUUCCGAUUAUAGCGUAAUAUAUCCAUAAUUCGAAAAAAUAUCUCGAGUAAAAGUUACUUAUAUUUACGUAAUGAAUUAAAAUUUUCAAUAAAAAUUGGGGACUCCUAUUUAAGAUUUUAAAGUAACCCCCCACCCCAGCUCCGUGGGGAGUCGUGUUUGGUGCUAUUCGAUAGAUUUUUCAAAAAUAUUGAAUACGUGUAUUUUGCAGUUUUUCGAUCUGAUGUUCAUUUCGCGAAAUAUCGCGGGGUUCGUAUUUAAAAUUUAAAAUUUACCCCCCACCCCUCUCCGUGGGGGGUCGUGUUUGGUAUCAUUCGAUAGAUUUUAAAAAAAUAUUUAACAGGUAUUUUUUAGUUUUUCGAUCUGACGUUCAUUUCGCGAAAUAUUCCCUUUUUUGUGAAACUUUGUGACUUACCCAUUUCCUUACGCCACCUCAAAUCGUCAGAUUUUUGAAAUAUACACUUUUUUGCAUGUACUUAACAUACCUUAUCUUAAUCUCAAGUCAAUCUAAUAUCCUAAUUUCGAGUUUUUCUAAGGAUAGAUUUUUUUCAGACCCCCUUAACGAACUCCCCUGUAUUGAGAGACAAUAUAUGGUAGAGGUAGAUUUCCAUGGUACAAGGUUUCUCUCCAUGUGAUAAUCUGACGCGCUCGAGUAACUGCAAAAAUCCCCGCUUGGGCUAUUUGGGCUACCAUUAUUACCACAAUUUCAAAUUAACACAAUAUAGUCCUUUAAAUAUGUAGGAUGCUUGAGAGAUAUCUUAUUCAUUUUAAUGAUAGUGUUACUUUCCUCCUCAUCUCUUACAUUCAGUAUAGUACGUUCUUUAACGGUAAAAUAUUGCAAAACCUCUAAAUUUUAAAGAACCGCUUGGAUUGACAUGAAAUUUGGCAUACACAUAGCUAACAAGUCAAAGAAAAAAAGUGAUAUUGUGCCGAUAUGUGCUUUUGCUCUGGGGGUGGUUUUCACCCCCUCUUGGGGGUGAAAAAAUAUUCGUCCAAAGAAAGUCAGGAAAUGGAUAAACUGGCUAAUUUUAAGUAACUUUUGUUCUAUAGAGUUUUUUCACUAAGUCAAUACUUUUCGAGUUAUUUGGCAGUGAAUAUGUUCAU
This is a messenger RNA of Diabrotica virgifera virgifera (western corn rootworm), 6223 nucleotides long. RefSeq lists its product as uncharacterized. The record is from RefSeq and is a predicted model, not a curated record. Gene Ontology annotation, molecular function: nucleic acid binding; RNA-DNA hybrid ribonuclease activity. Lineage: Eukaryota; Metazoa; Arthropoda; Insecta; Coleoptera; Chrysomelidae. Bases 3057 to 3962 code for a protein of 301 amino acids. The transcript has 2 exons.